This is a messenger RNA of Elaeis guineensis (African oil palm), 1262 nucleotides long. Its product is annotated as UPF0496 protein 3. The record is from RefSeq and is a predicted model, not a curated record. Lineage: Eukaryota; Viridiplantae; Streptophyta; Magnoliopsida; Arecales; Arecaceae.
CGACACCUUUUUUACAUGCUGUCCUUUAUUUCUUCGUAGCUCUCAUCGCAUCUGUAUAUAGAAAGAAGAAAUGCAUAUGAAGUUCAGCAUUUUCCGCGACUGCAAACGCCAAGCUCGAAGAGAUAAAUGUGAAGUUGUGGCACCGAUCUCGUCCGCAAGCUUCAACCUCUGCGAGGAGUACGCAAACACCUUUCGCACCGAGUCCUACAACGAAUUCUGGGCACGCGUAUUGGAUCUCACCUUAGUCCAGGGCGCAGCAUUAAAGUCGAGGGAAAGCAGUGCAGCAGCUCGCCUCCCUUCCGACCGCCUCCUCGCCGAACACCUCCUGGACCCCGACCAACCCACGGUCACCAAAAUCCUUGCCCACGUUCGAAGGCACUGCCACCCUGAGACCCAUGUCCUCCUCUCCGACUACUACGCCGAGACCGCCAACGCCUCCCUCCUCUGCGGCCUCCUCCUGAAGGCAAUCGAGCAACUUCGUCUCCGAUACCGCCCCCUCAAGGCCACACUAAAUUCCCUCAUCUCCAAUGGCCAAUCGAGACUCAGCCUUCCAGCCAUCGAUCACUACCUCGCCGACCUCUCCACGAUCCUCACUCCUUCUAACUCGUUGGGCUCAUCUCAAUGCCAGUUCCGAGCAGUGCAAGAUGGCUCUGCGAACCUCCUCAAGAGGCUCGAGUCAAGACGCAAGAAGGCGAAAGCAAAGCUACGGUUCAUCAACCACCUGAAACGAGGCUUAGCCAUUUUCCUCAUAGCCCUCACCGCUUCAACAUCGGCGCUCGGUGUUUGUAUGGCGUUGCAUGCUUUGGUCGCCGUCGUGGCUCUGCCGACGUUUCUAUCAGCUUCCUCCUCCUGGUUGGCUUCCACUGGGUGGUUGGCUCGAGUGCUGGCCCAGCUGGAUGCAGCAACGAAGGGGACGUAUAUCUUGAAUCGAGAACUGGACACCAUAAGCCGGCUCGUGGCUCGAUUGCAUGACGAGGUCGAGCACAUGCUUGCACUGCUGAGGCUGUGCUGCGAGCGGCAUGGUGGCGGCCGGCGGCGGCUGACACAGGAGGUUGUGCGCCAGAUAUGGAAGAAUGACGCAAGCUUCAAUCAGCAGUUGGAUGAGCUUGAGGAGCACUUGUACCUCUGCUUCAUGACCAUCAACAAGGCUAGAAGCCUUGUGAUGAAAGAAGUUUUGGUGGCAAGUCGAGUCUGAGGUCAUUGGAUUGCAACUUUGUACAUGCAUACACAAUGUAAAUAAAACAGAUUCAUUUUAUAUAUAU